AUGCUCUCACGUGUUGCUGCAGUGAAGGCACCCCGCACACACAACCGUCGCCGCGUGACCGGAUCCAGCGGAAGGAGGAGGGAAGGAGGAGAGAGUGAGCCGCAGACGCCCACCAUGUCCCGGCAUCUCUUCUACUCUGCGGUGCUGCUCCUCGUUGUCGUGAUGAUGUGCUGCAACGCUGGUGGUGCUGCGGAAGCUCCGGAGCAGUCACCUGAACACCCGUUUGAAUGGAAACACGUCAAGGAGGAGGGUGGUGUAACUGUGGAAUCGUUGGGUGCUCCCAGCCUUCUAAAAGUGGGGAUUGACGUGUUUGCCGUUGCCGAGGCGAAGGAAACGAAGAUGGCUGAUGGCAGCUUUACUGGCAUUGCAUCCCAACUUCUCACGGAAACAGUGAAAAAAAAGGAUAACACACCGGUGGAAAUAAUGAAGGAUGCCAACACGAAGACACAAUUUCUGGAGAAAAGCACUUCUCCAAACAGCAAAGUGGAUGUGAGCCGACCAACAACAAUUGUGAAGGGAAAUGAUAUUUACAUGCUUGUUGGGAAGUACAACCGUGAUGAUGCUCAGGAGAGUGGUGGGGGUGACUCGGGGCUGUUGCUGGUGAAAGGGAACGUCAGUGAAGAACAUAACAAAAAAAUUGACUGGAAAAAUACUGAAAGUCUCCCGCGAGGACCUUUUGACACAGAACCCGAAUCCUUGACGGGACUUUUUGGAGGCGGUGGAUCGGGUGUUAAGAUGCAUGAUGAUACGCUUGUGUUCCCCGUGGAAGGCACGAAGAAGGGGAACAAGAAGGAUGUGAAAACUGUUUCGCUCAUCAUAUCUUCUCCGAAGGAUACUUCUGAGAGUUGGAAGCUGUCAAACGAGGUUCCUUACGAUGGCUGCAGUGAUCCCUCCGUCGUGGAGUGGGGGGAGAAGGAAAAAAAACUCAUGAUGAUGACUGCGUGUGAUGAUGGCCGCCGCAGGGUGUACGAGUCCGGUGACAAGGGGGAGUCGUGGACGGAGGCACUCGGGACACUCUCGCGCGUGUGGAGCAACAAACAUGGCGAAGGAGUGAAGGCCGCUAGAAGCGGGUUCAUCACAGCGAAGAUUGAUGACAGGGACGUGAUGCUCGUUACUCUGCCGGUUUAUCCCGAGAAGGACGGUAAAAAAGAAAACGGUGAACUCCAUCUUUGGCUGACGGACAAUACGCACAUUGUUGAUAUUGGGCCGGUAUCCGAUGAUGACGCUGCCGCCAGCUCUCUGCUGUACAGAAGUGGUAAAAGUGGUGAUAAUAAGGAGGAGGAGAAGUUUAUUGCACUGUACGAGAAGAAGAAGGAAGAUGAGAAACCAUCACCCGGUAUGGUCUAUGUGCUUCUGACUGAGCAGCUGCAGCGUGUGAAGGAUGUGCUGGCGACGUGGAAGGAAGUUGACGAACGUGUCUCCAAGCUGUGCACCUCAAGUGCUGAGAAGGAUGCCUCAUCUGUAAAUGCCUGCGGCACUACCGUUAAGAUCACGGAUGGGCUGGUUGGCUUUUUGUCCGACAACUUCUCUGAGAGCACAUGGAGUGACGAGUACCUCGGGGUGAACGCCACAGUGAGGAAGAAAGAAGGGGCUGCAAAGAAUACAAGGGAGACAGGGGCAACAAAGACUUCCGAUGGUGUGAAGUUCCAUGGAGCGUGGGCGGAGUGGCCCGUUGGCAGUCAGGGGGAGAAUCAGCUGUACCACUUUGCGAACUACAAAUUCACUCUUGUGGCGACGGUGUCCAUCGACGGUGUGCCAGAGGGAGAUACCCCCAUUCCUUUGAUGGGUGUAAAGAUGAAUGACAGCGGGAAGACUGUUCUCCUGGGACUGUCGUACAACAAAGAAAAGAAGUGGAAGUUGUCUUGCGGUGGCGGGUCGAUCAAGGAGCACAGCAACACUUGGAAGACAAAGACAUCAGAGCACGUGGUAAUUUUACUACGGAACGGCAGCCAGGGCUCCGCGUACGUCGAUGGUCAUCGCGUGGGUGGGGAUCCGCCAUGUGCAUUGGGAAAUACGGAUUCGAAAAAGAUCUCCCACUUCUACAUUGGAGGGGAUGGAGGUGCAAAAGCCGACUCGGAGGUCCAAGACGUGUCUAUGACCGUCUCGAACGUCCUGCUGUACAACCGCCCGUUGAGCUCUGAAGAGGUUGGGGCCUUCAACCCGAAUAAAGACUCCACUCCACCUUUGGAAAAGGAGGCGGCGAAACCUUCAGCCGUUUCUUCUGGUUCCGUUGUAUCUUCCUUUCCUCCGGUGUCCGCAGCUGCUCAGAAAACCGAAACUUCGUCUACUGCCGGAACACAGCCUACAGAAAAGGGACAGUCGAUGGGGAGCAGUGGUGCGGGCAAUGGCAGUGCAUCCGCACCAGCGGUGUCCACUGUCAGUACUUCCCCAGCAGAAGAGGAGUCCGUAGUGCAGGUGACGUCAGGAACAUCUCCCGACGGAAAUCAAACUGUGGGUGGCGGUUCUACUGCUGAUGGCGAGCCAACGAUGGAGACAAGAGAAGGAACGGAUGUGCAGGAGGAGGAGAUCCAUGCACAGCACGGCGAAGUAAAGGCUGCGGCACUCAGCAGCAGCCUCGGAAAUGUGUCGCAGAGGAAUAACAGCGAUGCCGGCACUGUGUGUGGGAGCGGACUGCUGCCGCUGCUUCUUCUGUUGGGACUGUGGGUGUUUGCGGCUCUGUGA
Messenger RNA from Trypanosoma cruzi, 2682 nucleotides. Its product is annotated as trans-sialidase, putative. Lineage: Eukaryota; Euglenozoa; Kinetoplastea; Trypanosomatida; Trypanosomatidae. The record is from RefSeq and is a predicted model, not a curated record. Gene Ontology annotation, molecular function: exo-alpha-sialidase activity. The coding region runs from base 1 to 2682 and encodes 893 amino acids. The transcript has a single exon.